This is a messenger RNA of Zasmidium cellare ATCC 36951, 1182 nucleotides long. RefSeq lists its product as uncharacterized. The transcript has a single exon. The coding region runs from base 1 to 1182 and encodes 393 amino acids. Gene Ontology annotation, biological process: heme biosynthetic process. Gene Ontology annotation, molecular function: hydroxymethylbilane synthase activity. Gene Ontology annotation, cellular component: cytoplasm. The record is from RefSeq and is a predicted model, not a curated record. Lineage: Eukaryota; Fungi; Ascomycota; Dothideomycetes; Mycosphaerellales; Mycosphaerellaceae.
AUGGCGACCGAAUUACCGAAAGAUGAAGGUACUCUAAAGGUCAUCAAAGCAACCAAAGAGACGGAACACUCCCAGAUCUUUCGCGUUGGCACCAGAAGAUCCAUCCUCGCCAGGGUACAAGCAGACGAGAUCGUCAAAGAAUUGAAAGAGCAAUGGCCUGAGCACACAUUUGAGAUCCAUGCCAUGAGCACCACUGGCGACAACAACCAGAAGACUGCACUGCACAAGUUCAACGAGAAGGCGUUGUGGACACAGGAGCUCGAGGUCCUGCUGGAGGAAGGACAGCUGGAUCUGAUUGUGCACUGUUUGAAAGACAUGCCAACACAGUUGCCUGCGAACCUGCAGUUGAGCUGCAUUACAAAGCGAAGAGAUCCGCGGGACGCACUGGUGCUCAAGCCAACGCUCGUUGACAAGGUCAAAUCCUUGAAGUAUCUGCCGGAGGGCGCGGUUGUGGGCACUUCAAGCCUGAGGCGGACAGCUCAACUGAAGCGAUUCUACCCGCAACUGAAGUUCCAGGACGUCAGGGGUAAUCUUGGUACUAGGCUGGGUAAGCUGGAUGAUCCAAACUCGGACUACUCUGCCAUUGUCAUUGCUGUUGCCGGUCUCGAACGCCUUGGCAUGACCAACCGCAUCAACUCGUACUUGUCCAAGGACAACGGUGGCAUGUUAUACGCUGUUGGUCAAGGCGCACUUGCCAUUGAGACCAGGAAGGAUGACAAGAGGACAACAGAUCUUCUGGCCAAGAUCAGCUGUGAUCGGUCCACCAAGCAGGGGCUGGCGGAACGGCAACUCAUGCGGACUUUGGAAGGCGGCUGUUCCGUGCCAAUCGGUGUAGAAACUGAGUGGAUUCCAAAAAAGCGAUUCCACGACACUCAUGUCGGUAUUGGUGUUAAGCCCGCAGAGGACUACGAUCAGGCGACUGGAGCGGCUUUCGGCGGAGACCCAGCGGGCAAAGAGGAGGAGCAAGAUCUCACCGACGAACUUGUCAUGCGCGCCAUUGUUGUCAGUCUAGACGGGAAAGACGCGGCCGAAAUCGAGACCAGAAGAAGAAUUACCACCAACGAACAGGCAAACGAGCUUGGGUUUGACGCAGCCAAGUUGUUGGUCGAAAAGGGAGCUGAUAAGAUCUUGGAACAGGUACAACUCAACAGGGGGAUCAUAAAGGAUCAGGGCAAUGCAUAA